Molecule: messenger RNA, 1053 nt
Organism: Heteronotia binoei (common prickly gecko)
Lineage: Eukaryota; Metazoa; Chordata; Lepidosauria; Squamata; Gekkonidae
Gene: TIMM22
Product: translocase of inner mitochondrial membrane 22
Exons: 4
Coding region: 36-638 (200 amino acids)
Biological process (GO): protein insertion into mitochondrial inner membrane
Cellular component (GO): TIM22 mitochondrial import inner membrane insertion complex
Molecular function (GO): transmembrane protein transporter activity
Source: RefSeq, a predicted model, not a curated record
UUGCAGUCUCCGUGGCGUGAGAGAAAACCCCAGUGAUGGCCGCGGAGGCCUCCAAUUCAAAGCCGGGUAGGCCCGAAGCCGCCCGCGAUGGUGCUGAGACAGUCCCGACGCUACAGUACAGCCUCCUGCUGGAGCACCUGGUGGGUGACAAGCGCGGGCCGAGGCAGGCCCGAGCCUUCGACCCGGCCUCCCUCGGCGGCUUCCCGGUCCCGGCCAAGAGCGACGAGCAGAAGAUGAUCGAGCGGGCCAUGGAGAGCUGCGGCUUCAAAGCGACGCUGGCCUGCGUCGGGGGGUUUGUGCUGGGGGGCGCCUUUGGCAUUUUCACAGCCGGCAUUGACACCAAUGUGGGCUUCGACCCCAAGGAUCCAUAUCGCACACCGACGGCAAGGGAAGUCUUGAAAGACAUGGGCCAAAGGGGAAUUUCCUAUGCCAAGAACUUUGCCAUCGUGGGCGCCAUGUUUUCCUGCACUGAGUGCUUAGUGGAGUCUUACCGAGGGAAAUCUGACUGGAAGAACAGUGUUAUGAGCGGGUGUAUCACUGGAGGCGCAAUCGGUUUCAGGGCCGGCUUAAAAGCAGGGGUCCUUGGCUGCGGGGGCUUUGCUGCAUUCUCUGCGGUGAUCGACUACUACCUCCGAUAGCAGCUGGAGCCAGCAAAAAGGGACCUUCUGGGAUAAGGAGUGCGGGAUGCUUGGCACAACUAGCUUUCAUCUUCUUAGCAAGCAGGCAAGUGUUGUGCUUGGUGUCCCUGAAGGUAGACGCUGGACAUGUCUCUUCCCCCACCUCAGCAUGGAGCCCGUGGGCAGAGUCAGACAUCGCAGAGUCAGUCAUUGCUGGAGAGACAUAAUAGUUUUGAACUCCAGGGGUCACAGCAUACGCUCUUGAUUCCCCCCGUGCGUGGCUGCUUGCUGCGGCAAGCCGGCUGCCUGCUCCGAAAGUAGACUUGCGGGAUCGUUACUGGAUUUGACACGAGAAUAUGUAAAGAUUUUAACUUAUUCCAGGCGACUGUCAAGUUGUGCAACAACCAAAUAAAAUAAGGACAAUCCUUCAAAGGCA